AUGGGUUUAUUUGGCGCAUUAGCAGGAGUUGCAUCCAGAUUUUUACCCGCAGUUGGAACAAUAGCCAGAGGUGCAUUUGGAAUUGGAAGGAAGAUUUUGAGUACAUUAGGUAUACUUAAAGAGAAAGCACAACCUAUUAUACAAACCGUACAGAAAGGUUGGGAGGUAGCACGAGAUGCAACAAAUCUUAUUCCAAAUCCUGAAACAAGAGGAAAAGUUCAAGGAUGGAUGGACAAUGUAGGAAGAGAAGCAGGAAACUAUUAUAACAAAGCAAAUGACUACUAUAACCAAGCAGGACACUAUAUGGACCAAG
This is a messenger RNA of Trichomonas vaginalis G3, 313 nucleotides long. RefSeq lists its product as uncharacterized. The annotation marks the transcript as partial. The record is from RefSeq and is a predicted model, not a curated record. NCBI's taxonomy places the organism in Eukaryota, Parabasalia, Trichomonadida, Trichomonadidae. The transcript has a single exon.